Molecule: messenger RNA, 450 nt
Organism: Dermacentor andersoni
Lineage: Eukaryota; Metazoa; Arthropoda; Arachnida; Ixodida; Ixodidae
Source: RefSeq, a predicted model, not a curated record
AUGGGAGACGUGGUGAUACUGCCGUACAACGACACCCUCCAGUGCCUACUCCAUAAAUUCAUCGGCGGCAUGAGAUGGGUGAUCGAGUAUAGUCCCAACGUGCGAAGCGUCGUCAAGAUGAACGUCGGCGUACACCCGUUCGAGCUCCGGCGAUACCUGGAAGAGGAGCUGCCCCUAAAGGACAGCUAUAUGCACUGCUACGUUAUGCUCGAGAUGGUGUACCGCGAGUCAUUUGAGAGGUUCUGCCUGCAAGAGGACGACUUUGUGCAAGAUGAUUAUCCUACGUCCUGUUCGGGUCGCGCCGUGAUACUGACCGUAGACACGAUGCUCAAGCUUUUCAGAGCCUCGAAGAUUGUAGGGGCUUCCACCACGGACGACGCCUACCUGACCGGACAACUCGCCUUGUUCGCCAACAUAGGGCACAUAUCUAUCGACUCCAGGAUAGAUUGA